Messenger RNA from Peronospora matthiolae, 693 nucleotides. NCBI's taxonomy places the organism in Eukaryota, Oomycota, Peronosporomycetes, Peronosporales, Peronosporaceae. The record is from the annotation of a GenBank genome assembly.
AUGGUCGAAGAUGGGGACGAAAUUGCGGAGGACAAUGUGUCCAUCCGCUGGGUGCAUGGCGUUCGACGCCUCAGUAACAUGCACGCGCUACACGAAAGUGCCAGUGUGGCAGACAUUCGUCUAGAGCGAAAGUUUUGCUAUGACUUCGCGAGGUUAAAGGCCAUAGGCCGUAUGCGGGGAGUAUCACGCUCCCGCUAUGCUUCAGCUGCCUCUCCAGUCGCGAGUUUACGUCAAUCUUUUGACGCGAACUCGCCCGCUCUCACUACGAAGAGUGAGAAGCAUGACGCUCAUCAAGACGAGCUUGGCAGUCUUGCCGAAGGGGAAUCUCAUACUCCCAUGAGUUUUCAGACUCAGGGUACCCACGCCACUUCACCAGAUAUUGAUAGGGACCAUGACGACGGCGUCGUUGAAGUACCCGCUCCACAUGGAACUAUAAGUUCCCUUGCUUAUCAAGCAACGCCGGUGGCGGUCGGAGUAUCGUCUGAAAUCCAUGCUGAGUUGGUAAAGAAAGUAGAGGAUCUCGGUGAGACUUUGGGUCAGACUCAGAACGCCCUAUGCGAAGUCCAAUCUCGUCUGGAGACGUUGGAAGGCGAUUGCGCCCGUCUUCAAAUGAUGGAGUCACGUCAGACUCGUGUCGAGGCUCAACUUGACCUCUUAAUUCGGAUGCAACAUCCUGUGGCAACGACAAUGUAA